AUGUCAUUUAUAAAAAAAUUUAAAAAUCUUUUUUCAUCAGAAAAAAAGGAAUUAAAAAAAACUAGAAAAAAACAACAAAAGAAUUAUGAUAGCAAUAAAACUAUAAAUAACUAUAAUUAUAUUUAUAAUACACAUAUUUUACCAAAUAAUUCAACCAAUCAAAUAGACCCUUCAUUGUCAUCGUCUUCUACAUCAACAACAACUACAACAACUACUACAACUACUUCAUCAAAACCACAACAUAAUACAUUAAGCCCAGUAUCAUUAGAAAAACAUUCUGAUGCUAAAUACAACACUGUUAAUACAUCACCUAUAAAAUCAAAUAAAAUAACACCAACCCAAGAAGAACAGGAUCAGAAUUGUCAAUCCCCUUCGUUUGAGGAUCAAAUAUCUGAAUAUAAAAAAUUACAAAGAGACAGAUAUAAAAGUACAAGGACAUCAGUUCCGCCCCCAUUACAACUCCAAUCACAUCCACAGACAUUGCAGCAGCAACAACCCAUUCCUUUACAACAAGCAUUUAUUCCACUUCACCAGUCCCAGCAAUUACAACCACAGCAAAAGUCUCAACCUCCACAACCAUUACCACAGGUACCAAAGGGAUAUUCAACAACAACUGGUUCGAAAUUAAAUCAAAGUACUUCUAGUUCACUUAGAAACAGCACUAUUUUACCAAACGGUAAUAUUGUUUCAUCUCCUAAUACUUUAAAAAAUAGUUCAAUAAAUCAAUCUGGUCAUAACAAUCUUUCACAUAGUCAAUCCAUAUAUUCACAAUCUCCAAAAAACAACCCCUAUUCACCUUUAAAAUCAAGUAGUAAUUUAUUAAGAAGAUCUUCACACAAGUUAAGAAUGAAUAAAUCUGAAUACCAAAGAUUAUAUUUCUCUUCAAGGGAUGGUGGUUUAUUUAUUAAUGAUUUGCCAUUAAGAUUAAAGGGUAUUAAUUGGUUUGGUUGCGAAACUGAAACAUUUACUGUACAUGGUUUAUGGGCUAGAGAUUACAAACAAUAUUUGGAUUUCCUAAAAGAGCAUAGAUUUAAUGCAAUAAGAAUACCUUUCUCUUUAGAAAUGAUCAUGAAGGAUCCAUUCCCAACAUCAAUUACUAUUACACCUCAAAUAAAUAAAGAAUUUUAUGGAUUAAGAGCAUUAUCUGUAUUAGAUAUGAUCAUCGAGGCAGCAGGUGAAAGAGGAAUGUUAAUAUUAUUGGAUCUUCAUUCAUUUGGACCAAAUGAUAGACUACAUGACGGAUUAUGGUAUAAUAAUAAAUAUAAUGAAAACGACGUUAUGAAAAUGUGGAACAUUUUAAUAUUAAGAUAUGGUAGAGUUUGGAAUGUAUUGGGAGUAGAUUUAAAAAAUGAACCAUUUAGCGCUACAUGGGACACAUCAAAUGAAAAAACCGAUUGGGAUAAAGCUAUUAAUAGAAUAGGAUCAUAUAUUCAAAACAAUGGUGGUAAUCAAUGGUUAAUAUUUGGUCAAGGUAUUCCAGUACAAUCUCAAAAUAACAUGGCAUGCUGUUGGGGUGAAUCCUUCGAUUGUGAAAGUACAAGUCAAACAUCAUCCGUAUCAUUACCAUUAAAUGAUAAAUUUGUAUAUAGCCCACACUGUUACGGUCCAUCAGUAGUCAAUCACAGUCAUUUCCGUGAUAGAGAUUUCCCUCAUAAUCUCUUCCCUCACUGGGAUCUAAACUUUGGUUUAUUACCAACCAAUACAGGCAGAGCGGUUGUAGUUGGUGAAUGGGGCGGUAAAUAUAUCGACAAUAUGGAUAAAAUUUGGAUGGACGCUUUUGUAGAUUAUUUAAUAGAAAAGAAAUGUACAGAUAACUUCUUUUGGUGCCUUAACCCAAAUUCAGGUGACACAGGUGGAAUAUACUUGGAUGACUGGGUUUGUGUCAAUAAUGAAAAACUUAACCUUUUAAACAAAUUAGUACCCCAUCCCACAAAAAUCAAAUUGGAUAAAGAUAUUAUGAUAUUUAAAGUAUCAUCAGUUGUACCAUCACAAAUGGAAGCUUAA
Molecule: messenger RNA, 2004 nt
Organism: Dictyostelium purpureum
Lineage: Eukaryota; Evosea; Eumycetozoa; Dictyosteliales; Dictyosteliaceae
Exons: 2
Coding region: 1-2004 (667 amino acids)
Biological process (GO): carbohydrate metabolic process
Molecular function (GO): hydrolase activity, hydrolyzing O-glycosyl compounds
Source: RefSeq, a predicted model, not a curated record